ACAUAAUGUAAUUAUUUUUGCCUUUGUAAAGAGAUUUGAAAUACAUUGGUUUUUUUCCUUUAAUCCCUACAGAGUCAAAUGGAAUUCAGUGUUGCAUCUCUGUCUAUACAAGAACAAGGUUCACAAAAUGAACAGAGGCAGCUAGUCAAAGCAGCUUCCGGUGUCCAGGCUCCCAAAUCUUCUCAGGGUAAUAAGGCACCUAGCUCCGAUGGGCUAAUACCAGCCAGGAAGGAAGAAGAGUCAUCUUUCUGGAAGAUAAAUGCAGAGCGCUCAAAGGUUGAAGGCAAACAGUCUGAGUUCCAGUCCUUGACCCCCAGCCAGAUCAAAUCUAUGGAGAAAGGAGAGAAGUCCCUUCCAACAUAUUACAGGCAAGAGUCUGCUCCAAAAGAGACAGCUAAAGCUGAGAAGUCCAGCAUAGCUAAACAAGAAAAUUUUGUUACCCCAAGCCUUCCUGCCACAUCCCUAGAAUGGGAGAAACCUCGACCCAGUCAGCCCUCUACUAGCACUCCAGAUGACAUCUUUCUUCCUGAGCAAUCGGAACAACUGGCAUCUGCAGGGUCAAAAAAUGAAAAUGCCGAUGGCACGAUGCUUUCAGACCCACAGACAUUUGGACAGGUAAGGACCACUAUUUAAUCCAUUAUCUUUAAU
Molecule: messenger RNA, 648 nt
Organism: Terrapene triunguis (Three-toed box turtle)
Lineage: Eukaryota; Metazoa; Chordata; Testudines; Emydidae
Gene: CUNH1orf198
Product: chromosome unknown C1orf198 homolog
Exons: 1
Coding region: 79-633 (184 amino acids)
Source: RefSeq, a predicted model, not a curated record